GAAAUGGAGUAGCAUUUCUUCCUGGAAGAGAACCUUCAAUUUUGAUCAUUUUGAUUUGACAUGUCAUAAAUGUUUUCGCUAUUACGUCCUUUUAUGCGCCCUCAACUUUAGUAAUUAUUCGCUGAUUUUUUGAAUAUAAAAAACGCAAAUAUACUUUCACAAUACUUAAUAGACUCUAGUUGUUCGGUGGUAGUGUAUUUUAGACAGUGGAAGUGUAGGUUACAAUUUGUAAGCAGUGACAAUGGAUCUAUCAAAAGUUCCAAAUGACAAAAAAUUAUAUCUCUGUAAAUGGUAUUUUAGAGCGGGGUUUCUACUGUUGCCAUUUCUUUGGGCUGUGAAUGCUGUUUGGUUUGCAAAAGAAGCUUUUCUUGAACCACAGUAUGAGGAACAAAAACAAAUUAAAAGAUGUAAAUUGCAAACACUUAUUAAAAUAGACUUAUUUUCCUAGCUAUUAGAA
Molecule: messenger RNA, 457 nt
Organism: Ceratina calcarata
Lineage: Eukaryota; Metazoa; Arthropoda; Insecta; Hymenoptera; Apidae
Gene: pen-2
Product: presenilin enhancer, gamma-secretase subunit
Exons: 2
Coding region: 242-448 (68 amino acids)
Biological process (GO): Notch receptor processing
Cellular component (GO): gamma-secretase complex
Source: RefSeq, a predicted model, not a curated record